Molecule: messenger RNA, 8412 nt
Organism: Phycodurus eques (leafy seadragon)
Lineage: Eukaryota; Metazoa; Chordata; Actinopteri; Syngnathiformes; Syngnathidae
Gene: scrib
Product: scribble planar cell polarity protein
Exons: 45
Coding region: 722-6319 (1865 amino acids)
Biological process (GO): neurotransmitter receptor transport, endosome to postsynaptic membrane; neurotransmitter receptor transport postsynaptic membrane to endosome
Cellular component (GO): adherens junction; postsynaptic density; postsynaptic membrane
Molecular function (GO): protein binding
Source: RefSeq, a predicted model, not a curated record
ACCGGCCUGGCUUGGGCUCAACAGAAGCAGGGAAGAAGCGCCGCGCGCCCGUGUUUGGAGAAAAGCUUAUACACUCACUGUGGCGCAUUCCCCCCUUCCCCCAAAAGAAAAACUCGACACGUUGACUUUUAUCCUGGCGUGGUGAUUUUUACACGGAAGUAAACGGCGUUAUUUUCCCUCACAUCUUCUGCGGUACUUGUGGAAGCUAACGGCGGCUACUGGCAAGGCACAAUGGACGUUAGCGAUGGAGGCUAACCGUAACUAGCUCACUACCACACAAACCGGCGAAGGGCGACUAAGUACCCCUAUGGACACCGCGUUGAAGCUCCCUUGACUUGCUCCGCUGCACGCGGUCUCCACCCCAACCCUUCGGCGGCGGUGGGGCUCUCGACGCCGCCUGACAAGUGUUUUUUUUCGGGGCUGAGACGCCAGGAUGGUGGCGGUGGCUGUGGUAGCUAACUUCGAGGCAAACAGUCCGAGUCAAGUGAGACCAUCUGUGUCUUUUUAUGUUUUGUUCAUGUAAAGCCCAGAGGGAAGGCGCUAAUAUUCCUCCUGACAUUGGCCGGGGGAUUAUUUUUUUAAUUGGAUUCCGGCCUGCUGGUUCGAGAGCGAAGCAACCCCCUGUAACCAUCCACCAUCCAUCCGCCUAACCACGCUUCGCCCUCCGAUGCGGAGCCUCCAGUGACACCCACCCGAGGGACCCUCUCCCUCCCUCCCCGACAUGCUCAAGUGUAUCCCGCUGUGGCGAUGCAACCGCCACGUCGAGUCGGUGGACAAGCGGCACUGCAAUCUGCAGGCGGUCCCCGACGAGGUCUUCCGAUACAGCCGCAGUCUGGAAGAGCUUCUGCUGGACGCCAACCAACUCAAGGAGCUGCCCAAGCCUUUCUUCAGACUACUGAACCUCCGGAAGCUGGGCCUGAGCGACAAUGAGAUCCAGAGGCUGCCCCCCGAAGUGGCCAACUUCAUGCAGCUGGUGGAGCUGGACAUAUCCAGAAAUGACAUUCCCGAGAUCCCCGAGAGCAUUAAGUUUUGCCGGUCUUUGGAGAUCGCCGACUUCAGUGGAAACCCCCUCUCCAGAUUGCCGGAUGGUUUCACUCAGCUGCGAGCGCUGGCUCACUUGGCGCUCAACGAGGUGUCGUUGCAGACUCUGCCCGGCGACAUCGGAAAUCUGGCCAACCUGGUGACGCUGGAGCUGAGGGAGAACCUGCUCAAGUGUCUGCCCACGUCGCUGUCCUUCCUGGUGAAACUGGAACAGCUGGACCUGGGCAGCAACGAACUGGAAGUGUUGCCGGACACACUCGGCGCACUGCCCAACCUGAGGGAGCUUUGGCUGGACCGCAACCAGUUGUCCUCCUUACCAUCGGAGCUGGGGAACCUCCGGAGACUGGUGUGUCUGGACGUGUCGGAGAAUCGCCUGGAGGAGCUUCCCUCCGAGCUGGACGGCCUCCUGGCCCUCACCGACCUGCUGCUCACACAGAACCUGCUGGAGGUGGUUCCGGACAGCAUAGGUUGUCUGAAGCAACUGUCCAUCCUCAAGGUGGACCAAAACAGACUUACUCACCUGACGGACUCCAUUGGAGAGUGUGAAAACCUGACGGAGCUCGUCCUGACCGAGAACCUCCUCCAGACGCUUCCUCGCUCGCUGGGCAAGCUGAAGAAGCUGACCAACUUGAAUGUGGACCGCAACCGCCUGGGCGCCGUGCCCAAGGAGCUGGGCGGCUGCGCCAGCCUCAACGUGCUCUCGCUGCGCGACAACCGCCUGGGCAAGCUACCCGCUGAGCUCGCCGACGCCACAGAGCUGCACGUGCUGGAUGUGGCUGGGAACAGAUUACAAAAUCUGCCUUUUGCCUUGACAAACCUCAAUUUGAAGGCCAUGUGGCUGGCAGAGAACCAGUCGCAGCCCAUGCUCAAGUUCCAAACCGAGGAUGACGAGCGCACGGGGGAGAAAGUGUUGACCUGCUACCUGCUGCCUCAGCAGCCUUCCCCCAGCCUUGAGAACCUGCUGCAGAACAGCGUGGACGACAGCUGGACGGACAGCAACCUGAACAGAGUCUCGGUCAUUCAGUUCCAGGAAGAGACCAAGACCGAGGACGAGGACGACGAGGCUGCCGCCGAGCGCAGGGGCCUUCAGCGUCGAGCCACACCUCAUCCCAGCGAGCUAAAGGUGAUGAAAAAGGGGAUCGAGGACAGGCGGAACGAAGCGUUCGCGCCCAGGCCCGAAAGAGAAGAUCAGCCCUCCGAUGCGCAGGAGAAACGGCUCAGCGACCUCUCGAACCAGAGCCACGACUCGCAGGUGUCCGACAGCACGCUGUCAGCCAUCUCCCACGAGGAGCGGCGAGAGGUCGCCUUGCCCUCCCAGAGAGAGGACCUUGUGGACGGGCACUCCCGCCACGAGGAGGAGGACCUGGAUGAGAUGGAGGUGGAGUACAUUGAGCCCACCGUACACUUUGCCGAGGAGCCCAUCAUCCGCGGCGGGGACGAGGACGACGGCGAGGAAGACGGCGAGCGGAGCGACGAGGAAGAUGACAUGGCCCCCUUCCCCGCCGAGAAGCAGCGUCUCAUCCGGAAGGACACGCCGCACUACAAGAAGCACUUCAAGAUCACCAAGUUGCCCCAACCCGAGACGGUGGCGGCCCUCCUGCAGGGCUUCAACCCCGACGGGCUCGGCUCGCCCGCGCGGGCCGCCGAGGACGAGCGGGACGGGCACGAGGAGGACGAGGAAGACGAGGGCGUCGGUACCCCUCGACUACGUCUCAGGGUGGAGGCGUCGGAGCUGGAAGACAGCCGAUACCACGUCAACUCCAGUCAAGUCAAGGGGGUGUCAUUUGAUCAAGUCAAUAAUCUGCUGAUUGAACCUGCUCGAAUUGAGGAGGAAGAGCACACCUUAACCAUCCUGCGCCAAACGGGCGGCCUCGGCAUCAGCAUUGCCGGCGGGAAAGGGUCCACGCCGUACAAGGGGGACGACGAGGGUAUCUUCAUCUCCAGAGUUUCUGAGGAAGGACCUGCAGCCAGAGCAGGAGUGAAAGUAGGAGACAAGCUGCUGGAGGUGAACGGCGUGGACCUCCACAAGGCUGAGCACCACGCGGCCGUGGAGGCCCUGCGCAGUUCCGGGGCCGCCGUCUCCAUGACGGUGCUGCGCGAGCGCAUGGUGGAGCCGGAAAACGCCAUCACCACCACGCCGCUCAGGCCCGAGGACGACUACUUCCCACGGGAGAGGCGCAGCAGCAGCGGGCUGGCCUUCAGCUUGGAGGGCGGUCACGGCCAGGGUGCCGGGUUAGGACCCCUGCAGCGCCUCUCCACCUGCUUGGUGCGCAACGACAGGGGGCUGGGCUUCAGCAUCGCCGGAGGAAAGGGAUCCACGCCGUACCGCACUGGGGACACGGGGAUCUACAUCUCUCGGAUUGCAGAGGGGGGAGCAGCCCACCGAGACGGCACGCUACGCGUAGGCGACCGGGUCAUCUCUAUCAAUGGUGUAGACAUGACAGAGGCCAGACAUGACCAGGCAGUAGCGCUCCUUACCGGCACCUCGCCCACUAUCGCCCUACUGGUUGAGCGAGACCCCAACGCCCCGCGCUCCCCGGGCCUCUCCCGGCAGCGGGCCCACUCCCCGCCGCCACCGGAGCCCUCGGACUCUCCGGACCAGGACGAAGAGGGCCUGCAGGGGAACCACCUGGGCCGAAUGGAGGAUGAAUACCCCAUUGAGUUCCAGAGAGGAUGGUGCAUGGAAGUGACGCUGGUCAAGUCAGGCGGUCCCCUCGGCCUGAGCAUCGUGGGGGGCAGCGACCACGCCAGCCACCCCUUCGGCAUCAACGAACCCGGGGUGUUCAUCUCAAAGGUGAUCCCUCACGGUUUGGCGUGUGAAAGCGGCUUGCGUGUGGGUGACCGGAUCCUGGAGGUGAACGCCAUCGACCUGCGCCACGCUACGCACCAGGAGGCCGUGCGGGCGCUGUUGGUCAACAAACAGGAGAUCCGGAUGCUGGUGCGCAGAGAUCCCUCGCCGCCCGGGAUGCAGGAAAUUGUGAUCCACAAGCAGCCAGGGGAGAAACUGGGAAUCAGUAUACGUGGAGGAGCUAAAGGCCACGUAGGAAAUCCUUUUGACUCGACUGAUGAGGGCAUCUUCAUAUCCAAGGUGAGCUCAAGUGGCGCGGCCGCCCGGGACAGCCGGUUGCAGGUGGGCAUGCGCAUCCUGGAGGUGAACAACCACAGCUUGCUUGGCAUGACGCACACAGAGGCCGUGCGAGUGUUGCGGGCCGUGGGCGACUCCCUGGUCAUGCUGGUGUGCGACGGCUUCGACCCGCGCAAAGUGCCCACUGCGGAGGCGAGUCCCAACAAGGAGCCUUAUGCGUCUCCUGGCAUCAUCGCCAACCCUUUUGCAUCAGGCAUCGUUCGUAAAAACAGUAUGGAGAGUAUCUCUUCUAUAGAUAGAGACCUGAGCCCAGAAGAGAUGGACAUCAUGCAAAAGGAGUCUGAGAUGGUGAGGGAGACGUCCCAGUGGGAGAAGGAAGAGAUGGAGAAAAUGGAGCGUAUGCGCUUGGAACGAGAGGAGGCAACUCGCCUGCUAGAAGAGGAGACCGAGAACAUCGGCAGUGGACCUUUAAAGCUGGACUACAAAACCUUGGCAGCGUUGCCCACCACCAGCCUGCAGAAGAUCAAUAGGACCCCAUCAUCUGAUUACACCAGCACCGAGAGUCCAAUCAGAGAAGCCCCCUACUCUCCGACAAUCCAGCCGCCCAGCCACCAGUCUUCCGAUAGCUCCCUGUGUUCCGGCAGGGAGACCCGCUUCGCAAGCAUUCAUUUCACCUCCACCCCCAACACCAGGGACCACACUUCAUCCUCUACCCGACCGGGCGCCAUCCUCCCCGUCGGGCGCAUGCGACCGAGCACCUCCCCGGCCGCUCCGGACGGCCUCAGCCCUAGCCCCUUCCAGCAUGGCCCCUCUCCCUUCAACUCUCAGACCUCUGACAUGGUGUAUGGUGUGAGGAACAAUUUCCAUGCCAAGCAGCCUUCUCCAGAGCCCGAGUUGAACAACGAGGUGUUUGACGACGGCGCGGACGGUCAGGAGGGGGCCGGCGGAGCUGCGGCCGUCAAGGUCGCGGCCCGCUCCGCCCUCUCGCCUGACCGUUUGGAGUACAUGAAUCUGGCGGCCGUGCCUCGUCUCUCCAGGCCGUCCCUGGACACGCAGAGUCCGUCGCCCGGUGGCAAGGACAGCCCGGAGCAGCGCUCCUUCCGGGAUCGGCAGAAAUACUUUGAGAUCGACGUGAAGCAGCAGACGCCCGACAAGCCCAAGCCUCGCGUCUCGCUGGUCGGCGAGGACGACCUCAAGAAGAUGAGGGAGGAGGAAGAGCGUAAAUUUGAGCAGAGAGCGCGGGAGUACCUGCUGGACGAAGAGGAGGAGGAUGACGAGGAGGACCUGGCCAAGCACGUGGCGCAGAUGAAGGUGACUGGCAAGGUGCUGCUGGACGGAGUGGAGUACGACGUGGAGCCCGUGUCCGUGCCGUCGCAGCCGUGCGCCACGCCGCCCGGCUACUGCGGGAGUUCAGGGCCCUCGUCAGUGGACGGUAAAGGAGACACACCGAGGAAUUCGUUGGACGACAGCUUCAGACUGGAGCAGCGGCCCAACUCCAUGACUGGUUUGAUCCCCGUGUACGCCGGUGACUCCGCGGCUCCCAUUCGCACGGCCAAAGCCGAGCGGCGACACCAGGAGAGGCUCCGCAUGCAGAGUCCGGAGCUGGCCGUGGCCCCGGACAAGGACCUCUCCCCCGCCGAGAAGCGAGCCCUGGAGGCCGAGAAGAGAGCCAUGUGGAGAGCGGCACGGAUGAAGUCUCUGGAACAGGACGCGCUCAAAGCCCAGAUGGUCAUCGCCAAGUCUCGGGACGGGAAAAAGCGCGGCACCCUGGACCAGCUGGCGGAGUCGCCCUCGCCCGCGCCCACACCCUCGCCCACCCCGAUGGAAGAGCUCAUCAGUCCUCGAGGACUAACCUCCCCGGGCAGACUGUCCCUGUCAUCAAAGAGUCUCCUGACGCGGUGGACGACGUGCAGUUCACCGACGACGGCUCGCAGCAUCCGGGUCGCGCCACCGGCCCGGAGGCCGAGGACCCCGUGCCCGCUACCUCGGCCCUCGAGGAGAUGGCGCUGUACAGCAACAAGCGCAAGCUGCGACAAGGGCGCCGCAGUUUGGAGACCGCCGUGCCCACGUAACAUCUCACAUAAACACGACACAAGAAGAAGAGUCCAUUUUAAAGAGACCAGGAAAGCGCUCCUUCAUAUCCAGCCUUGCCUUCAGUCGCCAUCGAGACCGCGCUUCCUCCCGCCCGGCUAACAUUUUUACGUUAAUGUCUUUAGCUUUUUUUUAAAAUUCUUUUUAUUAAUUAUUGUUUUUGUUUUUGUUUUUUUUUAAACCUCCCAAAGACAAAAAUAGAAGUCCUAGCUAUAACGUGGGGAAAAUAUUUGACUAGAUUGUAAAAUUUUGUUUUUGGAAUGUAAAUAAUAGUGAGACGACAUCCUGCUACCUUCACACACAAACGCACAAUGCCGAGAGCUUUAUAAAAAUAAAAACAUAUCAUGCAUCAUUGUUGCACUGCCACGCAGAUUUUUUAAACAAUUUAUUGUUUUUAAUCAUUUUACAUCCAAAUUAGUUUUUUUCUUUUGGCAAUAUAAUGUGUGCAUAUCCACACUACUCACUAAAAGUCAGGGAUAUUGGACUUUUGGGUAAAAUCUCAAGAUGAACCUAAUGAACUAUAACCGUGGUUCUCAAACGUUUUACCAAAUACCAUCUAAAAAAAAAAAAAAAAACUUAGCUCUCCAAGUGCCACCAUGAUGUAUUUUUUUUAUUAAAAAAAAAAAUGUAAAUAGAUUAAAUCUGCAGGUGCCAAACCACAAAUACGAGGGGGUCCACUGGACAUCACUGCUGUCGCGCGGAAUCCUCGCAUCACCAAAAUCAUUUUUCAGGAAAUAGAAAAAGCUGUAUUUUUUGGUUGUUAUUAACAUUGUAUCGUUAAAGAGAGCAGGCUAUUUUCAACACUUUAUAGAUUGGUUGAUAAUUUGUAAACAGACCCACCGACCAAUAGAAUGGAUUUGUGAAAAACUAUGAAAUUUAGUGAAUUUGGAGAGCGACAACAUUUAAUAUUUUAAUCCACUGUCACAGUAUGGAGUUUGAAGAUUAACAUUCCGCUAAAAUAUACUGGAAAAAAUACUUCGAUAUAAUGAUUACAUUUAAAUGUAUUGCACAGGAAAAAGUUAUACAAUUUUAUCUAAAAAAAGAAAAAAAGAUCAAAUGCAAAUUUGUUGUUAAAAGUUAAAUACACCUGAAUUAUACUUAGGCAGUGAUUCUGUCACACCACUAGAGGGAACCAUACUUUUGAGAAUCCCCGCACCGAAUUUAAUUUGUUUUUUAUCGUUAAACUUUUGAAUGUCCAACUGAAAGCCAUAGAAAUGAACCUCCGUAGAAACUUUGAUGGCUCAAACACCAGUUGUGAAUUUUAGCAACCUAAAGCCCAAUAUCCCGAACUUUUUGUGGUCAUAUGGGAGACACGAGAAGUAAGAUGUAUUUUACACACGAAUGGUACUUGCCCUCCUUUGAGAGAAAUUCUUUUGAAUGUUCUAAUCAUCAUUGAAGUUGUGUUCCGGCGUGAUGUGAAGGUAGCGGAUGCUUUAUUUUUCUGCCCGACGGGGCUAAUUUAAUAAUCUGACGACACUGAGAGGUCAUUUUUCUUAUCAUGGUGUGAAUAAUGUACAAAUAUGAACGUGAGCGAGCUAGUGAAAACUGAGCCAAUGUGUUGACCAAGCGAGCGUCUGGGUUUGGACAGCACGUGUCACUUUUUUUUUUUUUUUUUUUAUCCCCCUCCAUUUUAAUACGAGCGGUUCAAUUAUCAAAUUGAAAACCUCUCCGAAUAUCAUAUCAGCUUCUGUAUCUGACAUUUUGAAUAAUCACACUAUAGCUCAAUUUAACAUUUUAGGUGUUCUAAUUCUAGUGGUUCAAGUCACGUUCAAGUUUGCUCAUAGCUCUUAUUGCUGUUUACCAUAGUUUGUUUUAGUUGUUUUUUUUUCAGGUGGGUAAAAAGUUUUUGUUUUUUGCAUAUUUUCUAACGUAUUUCAGUUUACUGGCUAACAAACGUGUUAGUUCGUCCCGUUUGAACUUCCGUAGUCGGAGUGAAACUACUAGAGAAAAUGAAUUUAAUUCAAAUGUCACAUGUUGUAGAGUUCAUAACAUUUAUGUAUUGUACAUCCAUUUCAUUUGUUUACCUGGGAGAAAGAAGACUGGUCUCUUGUCUGUCCAGACCCAGCUGACAGGUUCCAUUGCACGGCGCUGAAAGAUGUAACAAGAAUCUAAAGUGCUCUCUGUGAUUCCUCUCUGUAAAGACACACAAAUCAUUGGUUUAAUUUUUAUAAAUAAACGUUGGAAAGUCAUGAACA